AUGUAUGCUGCGACCGAGGAGCAUGAUGGCGAAGCGACAUGUGUCGCCGACGACAAUGACACCCUGGAGCAAGAUGACGGAGCCGACACGUCGGAAGACGAAGACGAACCCCAGGUCACCCUGAGGGAAAGCUACACACACGAGAAAUUGUGCGUGAUGGGUUUCCUUAGGGACGACCUGGGCAACGACUGGCGCUCAGUCGUGAGGAUGUAUAAUCAGUACUGGUAUCCCGAUAACCCUAAGAGUGUCUGCAAGGACGCUCUGUACUCACUGUACAAGAAAGAAGCACCCAAGGGUGAUCGUGACAAUGCCGGCAUCCUCGGGACUGAUAACGACUCAGCAUGGCUGACCACCCAAAGAACGAGUCAGAACAACGAAGCGACAUGUGUCGUCGAAGGCAGUAACACCCUCGAACAAGGAGACGCCACCGACACGUCGGAAGAUGAAGAUGUAGAAGAAGAGCAACCCGCGCCCCGGCGCCUAGGUGCCCUUACUGUCAUCAUCGCCGCGUUUGCGGUCAUCGUGACCUAA
Molecule: messenger RNA, 531 nt
Organism: Tricharina praecox
Lineage: Eukaryota; Fungi; Ascomycota; Pezizomycetes; Pezizales; Pyronemataceae
Exons: 3
Coding region: 1-531 (176 amino acids)
Source: RefSeq, a predicted model, not a curated record